This is a messenger RNA of Chrysoperla carnea, 974 nucleotides long. RefSeq lists its product as uncharacterized. Bases 37 to 780 code for a protein of 247 amino acids. The transcript has 5 exons. The record is from RefSeq and is a predicted model, not a curated record. Gene Ontology annotation, cellular component: trans-Golgi network. NCBI's taxonomy places the organism in Eukaryota, Metazoa, Arthropoda, Insecta, Neuroptera, Chrysopidae.
UUAAAUGUCAUUAUUUUACGUUUAUCAUUUCAUAAAAUGCAUUCGUUGAUUAUUUUUUUACUUUUUAUUUUGCUUCAAAUACUAAAUUGUACAGCAAUUACUGGAAAUUCAAUUUGUAGAAAAGAAACGGCAUGCCGAUGUCGUUAUAAUGAUGGAACUGGAAUAGAUUUAAAAGAAACGUCAAUAGUAUCAGUUACUUUAGCAAAUUAUUCAACAAUUUAUUUUCAUCCAUGCACUGAUUCAACUUUAAUGCCUGAUAAAGCAUGCAAUAAUACAUCUAUAUGUAUUAAAUCAAAUGGACCUGUCGUAACAUAUCAAAAUAUUGGAACUGCAGCGGAAGGUGAAUUUAUUCCACCAGAAAUUCAUCAAACUGUUAACAGACUGGAAUAUACUCAUAAUGAUAUCCAUACAAUUAUUGCUUUAAUUUGUGUAGAAAAUUUUGACCAAACUCAUCUUGUUGAAUUACCUGCCGUCGGAGCUCCUAAUCCUAAAGUUGUGAAUUUAGGUUUAUACAGUCCUACAGCUUGUAUAGUGGAUUUACCUGGUGAAGGAAUGAGUUCUGGAUCAAUUUUAGUAAUGUUCUUUUUACUAACAUCUGCGAUCUAUUUUAUCGGUGGUGGAACAGCCUUGUAUUUCUUGCGAGGAGCGCGUGGUCGUGAAAUGAUACCACAUGUUGAUUUUUGGACUGAUUUACCAUAUUUAGUACGAGAUGGAGCUGUAUUUCUUCAAAAUGGUUGUAAAGUGACACCACCUGGUGCCACUGUGUAUGAUCAGAUAUGAGUUAUUUUUAAUGAUGCAUAUCUGAAAGUGCAAUUAAUUAUUAAUAUAGGUAUGUUAAGUAUAAUUCUCAGUGAUGAAUCUGCCAUUCAUUUAAUGAUACAAAAAAAGAAUAUAAUUAUUAUUUUUAUUAAUACAAAGUCCUAUUUUGUACAAAUCGGUAUGUUAUUUGGUUUUUGUAUAUAUUUUAUUGAAUU